UAAUUCAAAGUGGUGGUAACAUCACUUCAUAUACCUAUACACACCUUUUGUUGUCGAAGUCAUCGACAACUACAUAGUUUUUAUUUUAAAUACCGUCAUAUUUAAUUUUUAUUUCAUCUUGACACCAUCGACACACGGUGUAAAACAAUUAAAAAUGAAUACUAGUCUUUUUGUGUUAACAAUUGUUGGAUUGGUUUGUGCAAAUGCACAACAAUUCAAUUGUCCAGCAAAAGAUGGACAAUACGAACAUCCAAAACAAUGUGAUAAAUAUUACGAAUGUGUAGAUGGAAGAGCAACCGAAAAAAUUUGCCCAGAUGGUUUAGUAUUUGAUCAAUUAAUUCGUAAAAUCAACAAAUGUGAUCAACCCUUCAAUGUAGACUGUGGAGAUCGUAUUGAAUUACAACCGCCAAAAGGAAAUGCAUUAUGUCCACGACGAAAUGGUUUCUUUGCCCAUCCAGAUGAAUCAGUUUGUAACAUUUUCUACAAUUGUAUUGAAGGUGAAGCAACAGAAGUUGUAUGUACAGCUGGUUUACAUUUCGAUGAAUACAGUGGUACCUGUGUAUGGCCAGAUACAGCUGCCCGUCAAGGAUGUGGAACCAGUGGACAAACAAAUAUCUUGAAAGAUGGUUUCGAAUGCCCCAAAAAUAACCAAGUUUCAAAUGGACAAGUUGUUGCCCAUCCAAAAUACGCUCACCCCACAGAUUGUCAAAGAUUUUAUGUAUGUUUGAAUGGAGUUGAACCACGUGAUCUUGGUUGCCAAGCUGGUGAAGUAUACAAUGAAGAACAACAAAAAUGUGAUGCUCCCGAAAAUGUUCCUGGAUGUGAGGAUUGGUACAAAGAUGAAGAAGAACCAGCACCAAAAGGAAAAAAAUCCAAACGUAGUGUAAGAAAAUAAGUGUGUAAAAAAUUUUACUCAACUGAAUUUGCACAGAAUUCCAUCUAAAAACUAAACAGUUUUUAAAUUAUAUUCAA
Chrysoperla carnea is the source of this 972-nucleotide messenger RNA. RefSeq names its product protein obstructor-E-like. NCBI's taxonomy places the organism in Eukaryota, Metazoa, Arthropoda, Insecta, Neuroptera, Chrysopidae. Gene Ontology annotation, molecular function: chitin binding. The record is from RefSeq and is a predicted model, not a curated record. Gene Ontology annotation, cellular component: extracellular region. Bases 155 to 895 code for a protein of 246 amino acids. The transcript has 5 exons.